Molecule: messenger RNA, 273 nt
Organism: Clunio marinus
Lineage: Eukaryota; Metazoa; Arthropoda; Insecta; Diptera; Chironomidae
Source: the annotation of a GenBank genome assembly
AUGUUUGAAAAACGGAGCUUUCUUUCAACUUUACAACAAUUAAAUCUCAACAAGAAAAGCUUACCUCUGGGGUCGGAAGCCGAAGCGGUAGCGGAAGCUGGAAGCUUAAAGAAGCUCAACUUUUUGAGAAGCCGAAGCGGAAGCUUGGAAGCUUUUUCAGAAUUUUGGGAAGCCGAAGCGGAAGCUUGGAAGCUUUUUCAAAAUUUUGAGAAGCCGAAGCGGAAGCUUAGAAGCUUUUUGCGAAAAAUCGUUAAGCUUCCGACCCCUGGUUGA